AUGAUGAAUGAGAGAAACAAGCUUUCAGCUGCUCUGAAGAAUGAAGAUGCUGCUCAAAGGAAGGCAGCUCUGGAAGCUGCUAUGAGAAAGAAGAUUGAAUUUGAGAAAAAAGCAUUGUGUAUUGUUGAACAACUCCUGGAAGAAAACAUUACUGAAGAGUUCCUUCUGAGUUCUGGAAAAUGUAUUACUCCAUCUCACUAUAAAGACAUUGUUGAUGAACGGUCUAUCAUCAAACUAUGUGGUUAUCCUCUGUGUCAAAAUAAACUGGAAAAUGUGCCAAAACAGAAGUACAGAAUUUCAACAAAAACGAACAGAGUUUACGAUAUCACUGAAAGAAAGUGCUUUUGCAGCAACUUUUGCUAUAGAGCAUCUAAAUAUUUUGAAGCUCAAAUUUCCAGAAGUCCAGUAUGGAUGCGAGAAGAAGAAAAACCACCAGACAUAGAGCUGCUGAAGGAGGGACAGAGUGGACAGUCUGGAGAAGAGGUGAAACUACGUGAUGAAGCAGUUAAAGCAUCUGACAUUGAAAAUCCUAGGAUAUCUUCAAAUCCAUGUGAAACUGGUUCCCAUGACACAGCCAGUGACAGCAGUAGUGAUACUGAACAAGAAUUUGUUUCUUCUGUCCUACCAGGAAGUCAGUCAAGUUCAGCCAAUUUUGCACAGAAAUUGCACAGAAAGAAGCCUCCUCAGAAAGUCUGUUCCAGCCCUAAAACCGAAGACUCAGAUAUGGUAGAAGCCACUGAACAACUAUCUAAUUGUAAAUUGGAUGAUCAGGCAGAAAUGCAUGCUUGCUCUGUUCAUAAUAAAAUAACUGCAACACCUUCAAAAAAUACUGCUCUAGGGAAAUCAAGUGCUUCAGAAAACUAUGCAGAUACCCGUGGUUCACAGAUAGUUUUUCUAAGUGUGAGCAAAAGAGGGGCAGAACAUCUUAAAAGAACACUAGCUAACUUGAAAGAACAUAAAAAACCUGAACUGAGGCAUCCAGUUAAUUCCAAAGGCAGUUUAUUAGAGGUGCUCAAGCAAACACUUAUGGAAUGGAGAACUGAGGAAACUUUAAAAUUUCUCUAUGGCCCAAACUAUACUUCAUGUUCAUUGGAGUGCAUAUCAUCUGCCAACCAGGAGAAUGAAGAACUUGAUGAGGAUGACUUGGAUACAGCUGAUGAUCUUAACACUGAUGCUACAGGGGAUUCUGAAAACAGUUUGAACUAUUCUUUACCUUUCACAGACACAGGUGGAAUAGUUAAGCCUGUGCCUAGUUAUGAAAAGUUAAAAGAAGAGACAGAGUUCCUAGAACUCCGAGUAAAAGAGUUCUAUAAAGGAAAGUGCAUCUUGGCUGAAGAGGCAGUGACACAUGCACAGGCAGAGGAACAUCCAAGGAAAGACAAGGAUGAUCAACAGGAAGAUCUUACCUUCCCACUUGUUGAUUCAAAUGCACAGAUGCAGAUUAGAAAGCGAAUCGUCCUUGAAAAACUGAGAAAAGUAUUACCUGCAGUUUUGGGCCCUCUUCAGAUUACUCCAGGUGAUAUUUACACAGAGCUAAAAAAUCUUGUCAAAACUUUCCGGUUAACAAACAGAAAUAUUAUUCACAAAAUGCCUGAAUGGACUCUAAUUGCUAUUGUUUUGUUAUCUGUAUUGUCACAAUUUACUCCACUUUUCAAGAAUACUCAGAUGAGCCCAAUACACACACAGUUCCUGACUACAUUGCUGGAAGAACUGCAUUUCAAAAAUGAAGAUCUGGAAAGUUUAACAAGAAUAUUUAAAAAAGACUGCCCGCUUGAAUGGUCAGUCGAUUUUAAGCUAAUUUGCAUGCCAUAAAACUAAGCCAGAUAACUAACUGUUUUAAUUUUCAGCAUUUUGUAAGUAUGCACAGUAACUACAGAUCAUAUCAGCCAGGGUAGAAAAUGUGUAAGUACAUUUUAAAGUAAAGAAAUACAUAUGGUAUGGAAAUUAGUGUCAUCAUUUUGUCACUUACAGUAAAUGCCAGCUGCUUACUUAUCACUUCAAUCUUUUGAGACUAUAUAGUUGGUUUACUGCAAUUUUGGGAGGAAAUUUUACUUAAGUUCUACUACAAUUUAUAAAAAAAUUUCUGUGUGGCUACAGUGGCUAAGUGUCAGUAGGGCUUUUUAUUAUUAAAAUGAAAUUGUUGUGUUCAGUCUUUCUGAUACAGAACUGAGCUAAAAGCCAUAUAUUGUUUGCAUAACACUGAGAUUACAGUUUGCAUUCUGGGUAGGCUGAAAAAUUUAAGAGAAAAUACCUCUUUAUGCUGAUUAUAUUCAACUGAUUCAAUGAAUACAGCAUUUAUAGUAUUUAAGCAAUUAGUGUAUUAACGUUGCUGAUCUCGUUCCUUUGUUC
Messenger RNA from Athene cunicularia (burrowing owl), 2349 nucleotides. RefSeq names its product RNA polymerase II associated protein 2 (gene RPAP2). The record is from RefSeq and is a predicted model, not a curated record. The coding region runs from base 1 to 1812 and encodes 603 amino acids. Gene Ontology annotation, molecular function: RNA polymerase core enzyme binding; RNA polymerase II CTD heptapeptide repeat phosphatase activity. The transcript is spliced from 12 exons. NCBI's taxonomy places the organism in Eukaryota, Metazoa, Chordata, Aves, Strigiformes, Strigidae. Gene Ontology annotation, cellular component: nucleus; cytoplasm.